Molecule: messenger RNA, 1599 nt
Organism: Mytilus trossulus (common blue mussel)
Lineage: Eukaryota; Metazoa; Mollusca; Bivalvia; Mytilida; Mytilidae
Product: mucin-5AC-like
Exons: 15
Coding region: 58-1569 (503 amino acids)
Source: RefSeq, a predicted model, not a curated record
GUAGUGUUAUGUAGUGCUUGCUCGAAUCUACACUAUCAACAGACCUUUCUAUGCAUAAUGGUUGACCUACAGAUGUGUACAAUUCAAAUAUGGUUUAUGUUUUCUGUAGUGAUUGUUACACUAAGCAUGGAAUCAACUUACAGUAGCCGUACAGGUCCUCAAUGUGUUGAUCAAGACACCAAUUGUCCUCUGUAUAAGAAUUUGAUGUGUAACUCGAGUGAUGAGAAAACAAAAAUAUUUGCUAUACAAAAUUGUCCAGUGACUUGUAAUUUAUGCAAGGAGUUCCAAGCAAAUAUCCAGAUCACUGAAGUGUUUUCAUGCUUUGGUUCAAAUUGCACGACUCCUAAAGUUUGUCAAGUGUAUGUCAAGAAUAAUGUUCCUGUUUCUGGUUCGUGUGUGGAUGUUCAAAAGAAUUCGAAGAUUUGUGGUCCUUUCCCGACAAAUGGAACAUGUGACUGCUACAAUGAUAAAUGCAUGUCAGUUAUUGAUAUGUUGUACUCUAUUCAUAAUACAACCGUACCAUGGAAGCAGUGUGUUGACCAUGACAGCAGAUGCAAAACGUUGAAAAAUCAAAUAUGCUAUGCAAGUGCGCCUGAACAUACUAAGAAGUUUGCAAUUAAGACAUGCCCUCGCACGUGUAAUUACUGUGCACAGUAUUCAGAACUACUACAUCCAACUCCAAAGACAAUUUCCUGUUUUAGCUCUUCAUGUACAACUCCUCAACAAGUUUGUCGUGUAAACUUUGUAAACAGUGUUCCUAUUUCUGCGUCCUGUAUACAAAAACAACAGAAAAUUCAUAUUUGUAGUUUAUUUCCAACAAAGGGAUACUGCGAGUGUGAUUCUGCUGUAUGCAUGUCUAAAAUAAUUACGUACCUGUUAGCUUCAAUUCAAGUACAACCAACAAAACCUACUACUACACAUAUGGUUACAACAUCGGCUACCUCCACAAAUGUACAAACAGCAACGCAUACUACUACACAUGAACCAAUAACAAAGCCUACCACUACACAAGUACAAACAACAACGCCCACAUCUAUACGAACAACAGUGCCUACUACUUCACGUGAACAAACAACAACGUUUUCAGCUACACAUGAACCAACCAACUCGCCUUACACUACAAAUUUGCAAAGAACAACCCCUACUACACCAGUUGUGUUUGCAUCGAUUCCUGAUAUUGUAACCAAUCCUACAAAACUGUUUACCACUACACAGGUUCCUAGAGAAACGGCUUCAUCUGUACAGAAAACAUCAAUAACAUCAACAACCCAAUUUUUUAGUUCAGUGUCUGCAAGCCAAAACGUGAACAACCAAGCAACAUGUAAUGAUAGCCCUGGUGUAAAUUGUACUGUAUUAAUGGUAACCAAUAUAUGUUCCACAGCUGUAGCCAAUACCUUAUGUGCCAGAUCUUGCAAUCAUUGUCCUCCUUGUGAAGAUAAAACGGAAUUAGAUUGUUCACUGUUUGUUGCUAGCAAUAUCUGUGAUGUACCCACUGCUAAGAUCUACUGUGCAAAGACUUGCAAACACUGUUCGUCAGUUCAAGUUGUAAAUGGACCUCCAAUUGGAUAAACCUGAUCAAUAAGGCCUUUAUUUUUUUUU